Trichoderma gamsii is the source of this 4479-nucleotide messenger RNA. Its product is annotated as ATP-binding cassette, subfamily G (WHITE), member 2, PDR. The transcript is spliced from 4 exons. Bases 1 to 4479 code for a protein of 1492 amino acids. Gene Ontology annotation, cellular component: membrane. Gene Ontology annotation, biological process: transmembrane transport. Lineage: Eukaryota; Fungi; Ascomycota; Sordariomycetes; Hypocreales; Hypocreaceae. Gene Ontology annotation, molecular function: ATP hydrolysis activity; ATP binding; ABC-type transporter activity. The record is from RefSeq and is a predicted model, not a curated record.
AUGGCGACGCCCAGCGACGCCACGGCCAAGGACCAGGGCGCCAUUGUUGGCAGCCUGCCCAAGACACCGGUCCACGACGACAAGACGGAGACGUUCAACGAGAAGGACAGCGAAUCGCCGUCGCGGACGCUCGAGGCCGAUGAGGAUGAGGUCUACGUGGAUGACUCCAAGGAGAUGCAGCGACGGGCCUCUGUGGUCCAGGCUCUGGCCCGCUCAUACUCCCGCGCCUCUGGAGCUGCUGGCGACAACCCUUUCCUCGCCGGCCCAGAUUCACCCCUCAACCCAGCUUCUGAGAACUUCAGCGGCAAGGAAUGGGCCAAGGCCGUUGUCGGGCUCGUCUCGCAGGAUGGCGGCUCAUUCCGCUCUGCCGGCGUCUGCUUCCAGAACCUCAAUGUCCACGGUUUUGGCGAGUCCACAGACUACCAGAAGGAUAUCGCAAACGUCUGGCUUUCGCUUGCCGGUUGGGCAGGCGGCCUCAUCUCCUCCAACAAGCAGCGCAUCGACAUCUUGCGUCAAUUCGACGGCAUUGUCCGCAAGGGCGAGAUGCUGGUUGUGCUUGGCCCUCCGGGAUCUGGUUGUUCGACCUUCUUGAAGACUAUUGCUGGAGAGAUGAAUGGUAUCUAUGUUGAUGACGAUUCCUACUUCAAUUAUCAAGGUAUUUCUGCCAAGGAAAUGCACAGCCACCAUCGUGGUGAAGCCAUUUACACCGCCGAAGUCGAUGUCCACUUUCCUCAGCUGAGCGUUGGUGAUACCCUCACUUUCGCUGCUCGAGCCAGACAGCCCAGACAGCUUCCUCAAGGCCUCAGCAGGAACGACUUUGCCGCCCACCUCCGAGAUGUUGUCAUGGCCAUGUUUGGUAUUUCUCACACUGUCAACACUCGCGUUGGCAACGAGUACAUCAGAGGAGUAUCGGGUGGUGAGCGCAAGCGUGUGACCAUCUCUGAAGCUGCCCUAUCUGGCGCUCCACUGCAAUGCUGGGAUAACUCGACCCGUGGUCUCGACUCUGCCAACGCUGUCGAGUUCUGCAAGACCCUGCGAUUGCAAACCGAGCUCUUCCACAGCACUGCCUGCGUCUCCAUCUAUCAGGCUCCCCAGAGCGCCUACGACAUGUUCGACAAGGCCGUUGUGCUUUACGAGGGUCGCCAGAUCUUCUUUGGCCGAGGUGAUGAGGCCAAGCAGUACUUUAUUGAUCUUGGAUUCGAGUGCCCUGCUCGUCAGACCACUCCUGAUUUCCUUACGUCGAUGACUUCACCCAUUGAGCGUGUUGUUCGUCCCGGCUGGGAAGGCAGGGCGCCCCGAACCCCUGACGAGUUUGCCGCCGCUUGGAAGAACAGUGCCCAGUACAAGGCGCUGCAGGCUGAGAUUGAGGAGUACAAACAAGCUCACCCAAUCAAUGGCCCUGAUGCCGACGCAUUCCGUGCCUCCCGCCAAGCCCAGCAAGCCAAGGGUCAACGCGCCAAGUCUCCUUACACCUUGUCAUAUACACAGCAGAUCCAGCUUUGUCUGUGGCGCGGCUGGAGGCGCCUGACGGGAGAUCCAAGCUUAACUAUCGGCUCUCUUAUCGGUAACUUUGGAAUGGCUCUCAUCAUUGGUAGUGUGUACUACAACCUCUCUGAGAAUGCCUCUAGCUUCUUCCAACGAGGAUCUCUACUCUUCUUUGCUUGCCUGAUGAACGCCUUCGCUUCUGCUCUCGAAAUUCUGACUCUGUACGCCCAACGACCUAUUGUUGAAAAGCACGCUCGAUAUGCCUUGUACCAUCCCUCGGCAGAGGCCAUUUCCUCUAUGCUCUGUGAUCUGCCUUACAAAGUGGUUAAUGCAAUCAUUUUCAACAUCACGCUCUACUUCAUGACUAACCUGCGAAGAGAAGUCGGCCCCUUCUUCUUCUUCCUGCUCAUCUCAUUCGCUAGCGUCUUGGUCAUGUCCAUGAUCUUCCGAACGAUUGCAUCUGCUUCCCGAACCCUCUUCCAGGCUCUGGUCCCCGCUGCCAUUUUGAUUCUCUCUCUGGUCAUCUUCACUGGAUUCGUUUUGCCAACCCGGUAUAUGCUAGGCUGGUGCCGCUGGAUUGGCUAUAUUGAUCCUCUGAGUUAUGCAUUCGAGGCACUGGUUGUCAACGAAUUUCACAACCGUGAAUUCGAAUGUGUUGACUUCAUUCCCUCCAAGAACUUCCCCGAAUAUUCCAACGUCAGCUCUGCCAACCAGGUUUGCAGCUCCGUCGGCGCUGUUUCUGGCCAACUCUAUGUCAGUGGUGACGCCUACGUUGGCUCCGCUUUCCAAUACGAGUGGGGUCACCGAUGGCGAAACUUUGGUAUUGUCAUUGCCUUCAUUAUCUUCUUCCUCUUCACUUACAUGGUUUCCGCCGAGCUUGUCUCUGAGAAGAAAUCCAAGGGAGAAGUUUUGAUGUACCGACGCGGUCACAAGCCCACGGCUGCUGUCCACGCCGAGAAGAAGGCUCAGGAUCCCGAGGCUGCCAUGGCCAACAUUGGCCCUAUUCUGACGUCUGAGCGAACAAAGGAGGGUAUGCUCCAACGACAAACCUCCGUCUUCCAGUGGCACGAUGUCUGUUACGAGGUCAAGAUCAAGAGCGAAACGCGCCGUAUUCUGGAUAACGUCGAUGGUUGGGUCAAGCCUGGCACUCUGACUGCCUUGAUGGGUGUUUCGGGUGCCGGAAAGACAACUCUUCUGGACUGCUUGGCUGAUCGUACAUCUAUGGGUGUCAUUACUGGUGAAAUGCUUGUUGAUGGAAGGCCCCGUGAUGCUUCUUUCCAACGCAAGACUGGCUAUGUUCAACAGCAAGACUUGCAUCUGCAAACCACCACUGUUCGCGAGGCCCUCAACUUUUCCGCUUUACUUCGACAGCCUGCUCACGUUCCUCGCGAAGAGAAGCUUGCCUAUGUAGACGAAGUUAUUAAGCUCCUGGAUAUGCAAGAGUACGCCGACGCCAUCGUUGGUGUUCCUGGUGAAGGUCUCAACGUCGAGCAGCGUAAGCGUCUUACUAUUGGUGUCGAGCUGGCUGCUAAGCCUCCUUUGUUGCUCUUCGUCGACGAACCCACUUCUGGUCUUGACUCUCAAACCUCAUGGGCUAUUCUGGAUCUCCUCGAGAAGCUGACCAAGGCCGGCCAGGCUGUCCUUUGCACUAUCCACCAGCCUUCUGCCAUGCUCUUCCAACGUUUCGAUCGUCUUCUCUUCUUGGCCAAGGGCGGCAAGACCGUCUACUUUGGUGAUAUUGGUGAAAACUCACAGGUAUUGACAAGCUAUUUCGAGAGAAAUGGUGGUCACGCUUGCCCGCCUGAAGCCAACCCUGCUGAAUGGAUGCUUGAAGUCAUUGGCGCCGCCCCCGGAUCCCACACCGACGUCAACUGGUUCGAAACCUGGCGCGAUAGCCCCGAGUACCAAGCCGUCCAAGCCGAACUCGAUAACAUCAAGCGAGAGAAGUCCGCAGAGGUCAGCGUAAUCGAGGACGAUCCCACCAAGUUCAAUGAAUUCGCCGCACCCUUCAUGACCCAGUUGAGAGAGAACUUGUUCCGUGUCUUCCAGCAGUACUGGCGAUCUCCCAUCUACAUCUACUCCAAGGCUGCUCUUUGCACCUUGGUUGCGCUCUUCAUUGGUUUCAUCUUUUACAAGGCUCCAAACACUCAACAGGGUCUUCAGAACCAGAUGUUUUCAAUCUUCCAGCUCUUCACUAUUUUCGGCCAGCUUAUUCAGCAAUCUAUGCCCCAGUUUGUCAUUCAGCGAUCUCUCUACGAAGUUCGCGAGCGACCCUCAAAGGUUUAUUCAUGGAAGGUUUUUAUGCUCUCUCAGAUCUUUGUCGAACUACCUUGGAACAGCUUGAUGGCCGUCAUUAUGUACUUCUGUUGGUACUACCCUGUCGGCUUGUAUCGCAACGCCGAACCAACUGGUGAGGUUCAUGAGCGUGGUGCUCUGAUGUUCCUCUUCAUCCUCAGCUUCCUCAUCUUCAGCGGUACCUUUUCAACCUUUAUCAUUGCCGGUUUCGAAACGGCUGAAGCUGGUGCUAACAUUGCCAACUUGAUGUUCAUGCUCUGCUUGAUCUUCUGUGGUGUUCUUGCUACUUCAUCGUCCCUGCCUCGCUUCUGGAUUUUCAUGUACCGAGUCUCGCCAUUCAGUUAUCUGGUAAAUGGCAUGUUAUCGGUUGGAGUUGCAAACACCGUGGUCAACUGUGCCGACAAUGAGUUUGUCAGGAUCCAGCCUCCUUCAGGUGAAACCUGUGGCAAGUACCUUGCCACCUUUGUCAACGCUACUGGAGGCAAUCUUCUCAACCCUGACUCUACGACCGAGUGUGUCUACUGCUCUAUCUCUGAGACCAACACUUACCUGGCUAGCAUUGGCAGCCACUACUCUGAGCGAUGGAGGAACUUUGGCCUGAUUUGGGUAUACAUUGUCUUCAACAUUUUCGCUGCCUUGGGCGUCUACUGGCUGGCUCGCAUGCCGAAGAAGUCGCUCAAGAAGACAAAGAAGGAGUAA